Messenger RNA from Metarhizium robertsii ARSEF 23, 2214 nucleotides. RefSeq lists its product as uncharacterized. Bases 1 to 2214 code for a protein of 737 amino acids. Lineage: Eukaryota; Fungi; Ascomycota; Sordariomycetes; Hypocreales; Clavicipitaceae. The transcript has 4 exons. The record is from RefSeq and is a predicted model, not a curated record.
AUGUCCUCUCCACAUGCUAUGCCCUGGGCCGCGCUUUUGACCUCACAAGAAGACUAUGGGCGAGCCUUGGAUAACUAUAGAUACCCAGCGGCUAUGCAAGCGUUAUCGUAUAAGCAGACAUGGACCGGGCUAGUGAUGGAGAAAGGGUAUACGUUUGAAAGACUGACAAAACUACCUGAUGGAUGGCAUCAUCUAGGCUUUCCUGAUUCCUUCGAAGGCCUUGGGCCGCUGCUGGACUGCGACAUGUCUCAUAAUUUAGGAGGGACAAUGCUAUAUCUCGGUAGCAACGCAGGCGAACAUGCGAUAACCAAAGCAGUCGCCAUUCUAGAUAACCUCCUACAGUGUGCAUUAACCAUCUCUGACCACAAACAUCAUCUCAUCUAUAAUGAGAGCGAGGGCAAAACAAAGUUUGUCUAUAAGUACCUGUCUCAAAUUGGUCUCCUGCAGACCACAUACGCUACCAGCCAGGACAUGAAAACUGAAUACCGGUUGCUAAGAUCGGCCGUGACUAUCAGGACUGCUACGAAGAGGAAAGAUGGCUGGAAAUCUGAUUCGACAAGUUAUCCCUGUAAGGGAGGCAUUGAACCGAAAAAAACCAAGUCAUUUAGCGUAUUUAAUGGCUAUAGGUAUAAGAGCAAAGAAGCCAGUGCCAUCUCAAACCUCUUCAAGAAAGCAGAAGUGCUCAUCCUUCAAGAUCAACAAGCGACACAGCAAGGUCCAAAUGUAGAUCUUUUGACUGCAUGUGAAGGUGGUUCUUCGUCCCCAGGCAUGGGCACAGCUUCUACAGAUGGGAUCUCUCAUACCACGCUUCUAAAGACUACUAUUACAAGCCGUUUUUCGCCUCGAUUCCCCACCCGCCACGCAUCUAAUGACUCUCUCAAGUCAGAGAACCUCAUUUGCUUUGACGAGGAUAUUAAUAUUGACUGCUCUCGGGGACAGCUGUCAAGCAAACAGCAACAAAGCCUCUUAGAUGACUGUGCACCAAUUGAGCUAAUGGAACUUAUACCCCUGUCCUCCACCAGCACAACACUACCGUUAGAGUCUACGCAGAAUGACAAUCAGUCUUUGCCAAGCUCUCAUAUGGCUAGCCCUCUUCCACCUGGAGACUGCAGUAUGGAGAAAACAAUCCAUUCAAGCGGUCGUCCACGCGUGGACACAGAAAUAGCCAGGUCUUUGGAAGAGCGCAUUAAAUCGUUAGCCUCCAUGAUGCAGUUUGCACCUGGUCACGCCACAGUCCGUCUUAAGUUUGGUCGAUUUUACAUAGUAAAUUUUGCUGCCGAACAAGUUGAUGUUACCAGUGACUUCAAUGGCCCAUUCAGUGGCCCAUUUCGGAGAAUGGCCAACCUUCUUGACGAUUUGGAAGAUGCAACACCAUCUGGACACCUUCGGUUCUCUACAGUCCUAUCCACAAUUGGACCAGAUGCCGACGCAAUAGCCGGGACAUCAACACCAAUACCGAUGUGGACAAAGCCAGUUAUCGAGAUUAUACUCCGGGUUACGUGCAACUUCAAAGGGGAGACAUUCUUUGUAGAAAUCAAUGCGGACACAUUCGAUUACACGUGUCAGGGGCCAGUCAUAGAGCUGGGCUCCGUCCUGGUCCACUGCCCUCAACACCCAUGGGACAUUAAAGUGUGCGGAGAUAGUUCCAAGAACUUGGACAUGUCUGUACUUCAUCGAGUUUUUGGCCAGAUUAUUGUGAACUCUCUCCACAUUAAUCCAGUUCCGAAUGGGAUCACGGCCCUUGAGCUUACAGCCAAUGAGAAACUGGGUCUUGUAAUCGAAGGAGUCGCGAUAUGUCAUGUGGCAAAAUAUUCAAGCACCAAUACGAUGGAUAGCAAUCUUUCUGUUGUAAUGACACAGAAGCUGUCGCCAGGUGAUACGCGGGACAAUCGUCGGCAAUGGAGUGUUUUUAAGCGCCAGGGCGACUACAACCCCAAAAUGUGGUUCGAGGCGUACCUAACCUCAUCAAGAAUGGAGAAAAUCAUGCAAGAAAAUUCCGGCUUGUCUAUUGGUGGUAGAUCAUCGUGGAGUUCUGAAGAUCUUUCAUCCCAAGGUCUGUUCUUUAGCCUAUAUGGCCCGGCUCUGAAGAUGAUUGGAAGCCUAGAUAAGAUCGGGCAUUACAAUGACAACGGACAGUCAAAUGACGGUGGGUUGACUUUCGGCAACUCCCUCGCAGAGGAGGAUGCGCGAAAAGGUCCAGUACGGUUUUGGUGA